Molecule: messenger RNA, 1071 nt
Organism: Ordospora pajunii
Lineage: Eukaryota; Fungi; Microsporidia; Ordosporidae
Exons: 1
Coding region: 1-1071 (356 amino acids)
Biological process (GO): GPI anchor biosynthetic process
Cellular component (GO): membrane
Source: RefSeq, a predicted model, not a curated record
AUGAGGAUCCAAUAUGUGGUGUUUUUGAAUGUGGGCGAGACUAAGGUGAACCAGCAGGUUGUUGAAGGGCGAUGCCUUGUGCUGAAUUCUCCUUGGUGCAGCAAUGCAUGCGAUACUGUUGUCCGGAAAGAGGCGGAUGCUACUGUCAUUGAAUCGAGUGAAAUAGUCGCCAGAGUGGAGAAUGGAGAGAUAAUGUAUCUGGAGAGUGUUUAUUGUGUUGAUAGGAAUGUCAGGUUUAUUGAAAUCACGCCAAUGAUGGACAAGCACGACUUUUUUAUUGCAGAAAGACACAUGCUCAGUAGUAUGUCCCAAACCCACAUGAAGAGAAGCGCAUGCGCACAAAGCAUGUUUGCUCUGAGGAAACGACGAAUAUGUAGCUUUGCAAUGCCAGUCAUACUGCACAUUUUCAGGAACCAAAUCAUUCAGGUACUUGCUGAAACACCAUUAUAUGCAUUGGAUUAUAUAAUGCAGCUUUCAGCAGUGACACAGAAAGGCAUGAGCAUAAAAAGAACAUUUGGUGAGUUUCUGAAGGUGUGCUGCAAUGCUCAGAAAGCACUGAUAUCCACAGGAUCGCCGGUUGUAUUUGUAGCAGGAAUGUACAAGAUGCCGAUCUCAUUCUAUGCUUUUGUAUUGUCGUCGGUAUACAGCGGACUUAUAAGCCUCUUGGUAGAUGCAAUCCAACUGUUCAAUAACUGCAGCUACAAUCCACUCAAGAAGCGACGAGACUCAGUAAUGCUCAACACAGACCAAAUAUUCAUGUCUGUGCUUGUUUUUUCGUUCUGCCUUUUGAUUAUACUCAAUAUUUUGUGCUUCCAUGUUCUUUCUGUGCUCGUGAGGAUAUUUCUGGCGCUAUUGGAGUUUUCAAAAGACUUCGUCGACUUUGCUUUUGUCGACACGUCGCAAUACAGCAUGUACAGCCUCGUGAUUCUUGAGUCACAUCCGCAUGUACAGCUCAGAUACAGCAGUGUUUCUGCUUGGAUAAAGAUUGUGUUUGCUCUAAAAGCAAGUCUGCAUGCAUCUGAAAUGUCAAAGCAGAACUUUAUUGCAAAACUAGCUUUUGGAAUUGAAUAG